This is a messenger RNA of Camelina sativa (false flax), 579 nucleotides long. NCBI's taxonomy places the organism in Eukaryota, Viridiplantae, Streptophyta, Magnoliopsida, Brassicales, Brassicaceae. The record is from RefSeq and is a predicted model, not a curated record.
AAGAAGAUGUCGAUGGUUGAAAAAUACAACGAGAAAGAGCAACAAGAGUUUGUUGGGUUCAGGUUUCAUCCUACGGAGCAAGAACUCAUCCGCUAUUGUCUCGGGCGUAAUAAGGUUUCCAAAACAUCGAAUACAGUGUUAGAGUUAGAAGACAAGACCAAUUUAUAUGCCAAAGAGCCGUGGCGGUUGACUCACACAGAGACAGACUUUUUUGAACCUAACCAGUGGUACUACUUCGUGACACGGACUGGAAAGAGCCGCAAAGUCAGAGGAGAGACGUGUGAGGGAUGUUGGAAACCCCUUGGGAAGCUGAGAUAUGUCGUAUCAGAAGAUAAGCGUGAGGUGAUUGGGAAGAAGAGGAGUCUAACUUUCUACGUCAAAGGUGAGAGCAUCUCGAGUGGUUGGACCAUGACGGAAUACUAUCCCCUUGAUGGUGGCUCAUUCCAAAAUCAAGUUCUCUGCCACCUUAAAGGACCAUGAUUCUGUGUGUCGUUUGGUUAAUUUUAGUGAAGAGGAUGAUGACUUCUACUUCUUAUUUUUAUUUACUUCAAUUCUAUGCAUGUAUAGUUUGAAAGUUCC